AUCGGUUCUGGGGCUGAACAGGGACAGAACGAAAAGACGAGUGUUCUGCGGGAAGAAAACGCGCAUCGGGUGCUUUAUUUCCCUUUUCUACCUGCCGUAUGUCCACGUCCUUCCUUGUUUCCCCCCUGCUGAGAUGAGGAGUUAAUCAACACGGGAUCCACUGCUGAUUAAGAUUUGAAGUCGUUUGAAAGAGUUUGGACAGGACACAAGGAAGAUGUUGGGGUUAGAGGUCAUCGCCCUAUGUCUCCUUUUGGGAACCCUGACUCACGGCCAGAAAAAAGAGUGCUGGGAGAUAAAUCAAUGUCCCGUGGAGGUGUACUUCACCAUAGACACAUCUGAGACCAUCGCCCUGCACGAGCCGCCUCCUGGAGCGCUGGUGGAGAGCAUCCAGAAAUUCGUUGUGACGUUUGCGCAGCGUUUGGAUGAUGCGGACAUCAAUGGUGUUGUGCGGGUCAACUGGAAGAUGGGUGGACUGCAUUUCUCUCAGACCAAUAAAGAGUUCAGUCCCAUUGCGGACAAGAACACCUUUAUCAAUGGCGUCAGGAACAUCGUCUACCUGGGUAAAGGGACCUACAUCGACUGUGCCCUCGGCAACAUGACGCAGAGAAUGAUGCCCCUAUCCGCAAACCCCAACGUCCUCCGAUUCGCUGUUGUCAUCACGGACGGCCACGUAACCGGCGAACCGUGCAAUAAAGUCAAACCGGUUGCGGAGAAAGCGCGCGAGCAUAUGAAGAUCUUUGUCAUAGCGGCGUCUAAGAACGUGGAAGAGAACGUGCUGACGGACAUCGCCAGCACUCCUGCAUCCGUCUACAGGAGGGACUACAAGGUUGUGGAUCUGAGCCAAGGCAGAGCCACCAUACAUACAGAGACCAUUGACCACAUCAUCAAGACCAUGAAACAUCUGGCGUACGUAGAUUGUUUCAAAGCCACCUGUCUGGAGACAAAAGGGAGUGACGGUCCAAAGGGUAGCCCAGGACAAAAAGGAGCCAAAGGAGACAACGGCGACCCGGGUCUGAAGGGAGGAAGAGGUCGCCCAGGAGACCCUGGUAUCGAAGGUCCCAUUGGUCAGCCCGGUUCUAAAGGAGAACCAGGUCUUCUAGGCGACAAGGGAGAAUUGGGAACUCAGGGGAAAAAGGGUGGGGCUGGUCUUGCAGGACGCAAUGGGACAGAUGGACAGAAGGGUAAAUUUGGACGAAUCGGUGCUCCUGGCUGCAAAGGAGACCUGGGCGACAGAGGUCCUGAUGGUCACCAUGGGGACGUUGGUGAACGUGGUUCUCCUGGAAGUAACGGAGAAAAGGGUGAUCUCGGACGCCCUGGAAGAUCUGGAUCCCCCGGCGCAAAAGGAAACAAUGGACCACCGGGAGAAAUGGGAAGUCCUGGAUCACCUGGCGACCCUGGACAGAAAGGACCCGUUGGAACCUCUGGAAAUCCAGGAGACAAAGGAGAGCCUGGGAGAAGAGGAGACUACGGGAAAAAGGGUGCUCAAGGGCCAGAUGGCAUUAAGGGAAACAAGGGUGAAAUGGGUCCAGAAGGCUUGAGAGGACCUCCAGGUGAAUUAGGAAGCAAAGGAACAAAGGGAGACAAUGGCCUGCCAGGCCCCAGGGGACCGCCAGGGACAAGUGGAGAGGCUGGGAAAAAAGGUGCCGGUGGGGACCCUGGUGAUGCUGGACCUCGAGGAGAACCUGGACCGAUUGGACCAAAGGGAGAUCUUGGAAGACCUGGCUUCAGCUAUCCUGGAUCAAGAGGAGCACCGGGUGAUAAAGGAGAUCUCGGCAGUCGUGGGCCUCGCGGCAGCAGAGGGAGCUGUGGUCAAAGUGGGGCUCCCGGAAAUAAAGGAACUGCCGGAGACGAAGGUGUGCCAGGAUCUGAGGGUGAGCCAGGCCGGAGAGGGGAAAGAGGAGACCCUGGCCGGGAUGGAGGUCCUGGCCCUGAGGGUGAUCCCGGACUCACUGAAUGUGAUGUUAUGAACUACAUCAGGGAAACGUGUGGCUGCUGUGACUGUGAGAAACGCUGUGGAGCCCUGGACAUUGUCUUUGUGAUUGACAGCUCAGAGUCAGUGGGUCUGACAAACUUCACCCUCGAGAAGAACUUUGUCAUCAACACCAUCAACAGAUUGGGAUCAUUUGCCAACGACCCCAAGUCGGAAAUAGGUACAAGAGUGGGAGUCGUUCAGUACAGUCACAGUGGAACCUUUCAGGCCAUCCAACUCGACGACCCCAAGAUUGAUUCAUUAUCUGCUUUUAAGAAUGCAGUGAAGCGCUUGGAGUGGAUUGCCGGAGGAACAUGGACUCCAUCAGCUCUCAAGUACGCCUACGACAACCUGAUCAGGGACAGCCGCAGGGCCAAAGCCAACGUCAGUGUUGUUGUCAUCACAGAUGGACGUUUUGACCCCAGAGAUGACGACUCGCUGCUCACCUACCUCUGCAGUCAUUCCGGCGUUGAUGUAAGUGCUAUUGGUAUCGGAGACAUGUUCGACCAGAUCGAGGAGAAUGAGAGUCUGAAGAGCAUCGCCUGCCAGAAGGAUGGCAGGGUUCUGGGCAUGAAGCGCUUUGCAGACCUGGUGGCAGACGAGUUCAUCAACACAAUUGAAAACGUUCUAUGCCCAGAACCUGUCAUCGUAUGCCCUGAUCUCCCUUGUAAAUCAGGAGGGGGCGUCACAGAGGGGCAAGGCCCUGCCCCCUGGAUGCCGCUCGCCGAGGAAGGCAGCCCCUCAUUGGUCCCCACCUCUUUGGAGGGUGUAGCCAGUCUGCUGAACGGCCUGAGUGAGCAGCAGUACGGGGUUGGCGUUGCGACCAUGGCGUACACAGCCCAAAGAGCCAAACUUGCCGAGGGAGUGGACAGGCAGCACUGGACCCAGCUGUUCAUCAACUCCUUCAAAUACGUCUAUGGAGACAUAAUUGGAGACCCAGAGAAAGCCUUAGGACUCUGCUAAUGCCAACAUGCUGACCGUGCUACCUCCUCAUUGUGGUCACCAAUAGCCAAUAAGCUUACUGCUGGACAUAGAAUAGAUUUGAUCAGAUCUGUGGGCAUUUUCUAGUAAUUUCUCUAGUGGUGUAGUAUACUACACCCAUGGUGUGGGUUGAAUCCAAAAGCAUUGACUGACGGGAUGCUGGCCCUGUCCUUACAUUUCAGAGCAGCAUAAUGGGCCAAAAUUCUAAAUGUCAUGCUCCCUCUCCUCAUAGAAUAUUUUUGAAUCGAGGUACAUGGUACAUAGUAAUAUGUCUAAUAUGAUACAUAUCAUUUCUUCUACUCUUUGUGGAGGGACGUUUUCCAUUCGCAUGGAAAGUAGAUGUCAUUUGUUGGGGGCAGGUUGGUCUGUAGAGCCAUUCAUGUUACUCUUGAAUAGUGAACAGUAGCUCCUUGAUGAAGCUUUAUUUCCACUGUGAAUCACAAGCUCACAGAAUCCCUCAGAGGGCUUUUUUUAUUUUGUUUUUGCUGUUUUGCACACAUCCAUGGUUACGGCCUUCGCUUUUUUCUUGUGCUCCGUGAAUGAGUCAUCUUGGUGAAAAGGCCAAGACGUGUGGAAACUAUCUGGUUGUAUACACAGUUUACUGUAUAUGAGUUUUGAAGUUGGUGUAUGUUUGGUCAAUUGACUGACAGUGAAGGAACUAUUGUAUGUUAUGCCUUAUUUCUUGCAUGUGGCUUGGCUUGUAAAGUAGGACGACUAGGACGAUGUCCUGAUAUCAUUUUAGCUCUUUGAUGGAAACUUACUGAUGUGAAAAAUGUUGUUUUGUAUAACAUGUAUUCAUGUUUUAAAUUGCCAUCUCAAGAGAAUAAAAUCAUAGAGCAAAAUAAAA
Messenger RNA from Gasterosteus aculeatus aculeatus (three-spined stickleback), 3797 nucleotides. RefSeq names its product collagen, type VI, alpha 2 (gene col6a2). Lineage: Eukaryota; Metazoa; Chordata; Actinopteri; Perciformes; Gasterosteidae. The record is from RefSeq and is a predicted model, not a curated record. Gene Ontology annotation, biological process: extracellular matrix organization. Gene Ontology annotation, molecular function: extracellular matrix structural constituent conferring tensile strength.